This is a messenger RNA of Cynara cardunculus var. scolymus (artichoke), 2464 nucleotides long. Its product is annotated as probable serine/threonine-protein kinase WNK3. Lineage: Eukaryota; Viridiplantae; Streptophyta; Magnoliopsida; Asterales; Asteraceae. Gene Ontology annotation, biological process: intracellular signal transduction; protein phosphorylation. The record is from RefSeq and is a predicted model, not a curated record. Bases 219 to 2225 code for a protein of 668 amino acids. Gene Ontology annotation, molecular function: ATP binding; protein serine/threonine kinase activity. The transcript has 9 exons. Gene Ontology annotation, cellular component: cytoplasm.
CCUUCUUCAUGUAUUCAAAUUCUUCCAUUUCACGCUUAAUUUGCAGAAAUUAAUAGAAAUUCGGAACCCUCAGUUCAUGAUUGGCUCGCCGGCGGCAGGUUUUCCCGGACAGAAAUCGAAAUUGUUUGUCGAAUUUUGUUGAAAUUACAUUAAUUUAGGAGUUGAUCUGGUUUUGUUUCGUAAGAGUUAGGGUUUUACGAAAAAAAGAACAUACAGAAAUGCCAUUGGAAUCGUCGAUAUCAGAUCAUGAACCGGACGAUUCCGAUACUGAUUUUGUUGAGAUCGAUCCUUCUGGUCGUUAUGGUCGGUAUAAAGAAGUGCUGGGAAAGGGGGCUUUCAAAAAAGUAUAUAAAGCAUUUGAUGAAUUGGAAGGAAUUGAAGUAGCUUGGAAUCAAAUAAAGUUUUCUGAUUUCUUAAGGAACCCUGAUGAGCUGGAGCGGCUAUACUCAGAAGUUCAUUUGCUUAAAACGCUUAAGCACAAGAAUAUAAUCAAAUUUUACAAUUCUUGGGUUGAUACGACCAACGAGCACAUCAACUUUAUUACUGAGAUUUUCACAUCUGGAACAUUAAGACAAUAUCGCAAGAAACAUAAGCAUGUAGAUCUAAGAGCAUUGAAGAAGUGGUCUAAACAAAUAUUGGAGGGACUUCUGUAUCUUCACAGUCAUGAUCCUCCGGUUAUACAUCGUGAUCUUAAGUGUGACAACAUUUUUGUCAAUGGGAAUCAAGGAGAGGUAAAAAUUGGGGACCUUGGACUGGCAGCCAUUCUUCGCCAGGCUCGUUCUGCUCACAGCGUCAUUGGUACUCCGGAGUUCAUGGCACCAGAGCUUUAUGAGGAGGAAUACAAUGAACUUGUAGAUAUAUAUGCCUUUGGAAUGUGCUUACUGGAAUUGGUGACAUUUGAGUAUCCGUAUGUUGAAUGUGCCAAUGCUGCUCAGAUAUAUAAGAAGGUGACAUCAGGUGUCAAACCAGCGUCGUUAGCAAAAGUGAAGGAUCCUGGAGUCAAAUCAUUUAUAGAGAAGUGUAUCGCUAAGGUUUCUGAUAGGUUAUCUGCCAAGGAAUUGCUGAUGGAUCCAUUUCUGCGUGAUGAUCAUAUUGAUGGUGUGAAUAAGCCAGGCCAACCCAAUCUCAAUCCCAAUCCAGAUCGUGAUGCUGAGAAGCUUGACAAUGGCAAAACUCCAAAGGAGUUUAUGCCUCUUGAUAGUGCUAGAGAUUUCACAGUGAAGGGUCAUAUGAAAGACCUGAACACAGUAUUCCUAAAACUACGAAUAGAAGAUACCACAGGCCAUGUUCGGAAUAUUCACUUUCCAUUUGAUACCGAUCUUGAUACAUCAAUUGCUGUUGCUAGUGAAAUGGUUGAAGAGCUGGACUUAACAGAUCAAGAUGUCUCCACAAUCGCUGAAAUGAUUGAUGCAGAAAUUCAGUCGUGUAUUCCAGAUUGGGCACCCAGGGAUUACUACGAUGAUCAAGAGGACAAUGAAGCUCCAGGCUCUGUCGACUCCACCUCUGAACCCCAAAAUGAAUCCACAUCCCCUUUGACCAUUAAAUCUAGUGCUGCACCUGGAUGUUUAGCUCUAGAAAGGUUGCCUUCAGGUCGGAGAUAUUGGAGUGAUUCACCCAAAAGUUGUUUUUCUCCACUUAGACCAAGACCUUCAAAUGCCUCUGAAGAUAACACACAAUCAGGAGCAAUAUGUAGAGAAGAACAACAUUCAAGUAAAGAUGAUGAUGAUGAUGAUGAUGAUGACAAUGAUAAUGAUGAUAAUGACGAUGAUAAUGAUGAUAAUGACGAUGAUAAUGAUGAUGAUGAUAGUGAUGAUGUGAAAGAGAUGGAAGAACCUUUACAAGAAGAAGACGACGAUGAUAGGAAAGGGAAAGGAGAAGAUAAAGAUGAUGAAGUCGAAAACAUAGUGGAAAAAGUUGAGCAUCUGUUGGUUGAGCAGCAGAAAGAGUUGGAUGAACUAAAAAAGAAACAUGGUUUAAUUGUUUCGAAUAUGUUGAACAAACUUCCUCCUGGAACUCGUAAAGAAGUUGCUAACAUCUGUAAAGUCAAUAUCUCUGAGGCAACCUUCUCGGGUUCUCACUCUUCUAAGAUGAGAGGUGGAGAGCAGGAACCAACAGUACGUAGCCCUGGACCUCUUCUCAUUCACAAGUUCAAAACUGGCAGCAAAAACGCGAAGCCUAGCGCAGGCAUCGCUGUAGUUCUGAGAAACGACAAGGUGAGUCCAUAAUCUAGGCAGAAAUCACAACCAUUUUAUGAAUGUUGAACUCAUUACAUGGAUUUUAUAUGCCACCACCCCACCCUUUUAUUGCCUACUUGUAGUUCUUUCAAAUGUUAAAAAAGGUUUUGCAAUGUUUUUGGAAGUGUAUACUUGUACAUACGGUACAUACCCUUUAUGUAUUAACACAAACACGUCUCGUCUCUUCUGAUUUUGCUUGCAAAGUUGAAUUCAUUUUGAUUUUUUUUGCA